Messenger RNA from Tricharina praecox, 846 nucleotides. RefSeq names its product NUDIX hydrolase domain-like protein. The transcript has 2 exons. Gene Ontology annotation, molecular function: acetyl-CoA hydrolase activity; coenzyme A diphosphatase activity. The record is from RefSeq and is a predicted model, not a curated record. Lineage: Eukaryota; Fungi; Ascomycota; Pezizomycetes; Pezizales; Pyronemataceae. Gene Ontology annotation, biological process: coenzyme A catabolic process. Bases 1 to 846 code for a protein of 281 amino acids.
AUGUCGCCCGUGUCGCCCGUAUCCACACAAGCCCUUGCGCGGCUCCGCGCCUACCUCCCUCCGGCAUCGAUAUACACCUCACUGCCACUGACGCGGCGCGCAGCGGUCCUAGUCCUGCUAUUCUCUGACCGGCGCGGCGACCUGCGAGUAGUGCUGACGGUGCGGUCGGUGCACCUACGCACGUUCGCGGGCCAAGUCGCGCUGCCGGGCGGAAAAGCCGACUUCCUGUCCGAGACGGCAGCGCAGACUGCGCGCCGCGAGGCGUGGGAGGAGAUCGGGCUGCCGCUGGACUCGCAGGGCGGACUGCCGAAGCCGUUUGAUGUCGAGCAUUUGUGCGAGCUGCCGUGUUCCCUCGCGCGGACGGGACUGGCGGUCAGGCCGUGUGUGGCUUACCUCGACGGCGGGAAGGGCGAUGUGGAGGACUCGCUAAUCCCCCGGCUACAGGAGACCGAGGUCGCGAGCCUGUUUACUGUCAAGCUGGAGCCGUUUCUGAAGCGCGCGUAUCCUAUUCCCGGCGGCGCCGCGGAGGAGACGUGGUAUCGCGGCGGGAAGACGAUGUGGGUGCAUCGGCCGUGGACGAUCCAUGAGUUCAACGCCCCGGUGUGGGAGGGGAGCACUCUUAAAAGACAUAGGAUUUGGGGCAUGACGGCGAGGAUAUUGGUCGAUGUUGCUAGGGUUGCGUAUGGGAGAGAUCCGGAGUUUCCAUUCGAUCAGGAGCUGGGCUUUGAAGAGGCUAUGAGGGAGAUGGAGAAGAAGGGAGAGAUGAAGGAAAUUGUCAAGAAGAAGCCGGAUCCCGAGCUGGAGCCAGAUAAGGUGGCGGCGCAGGUCGAGAAGGGAAAUCUCUGA